GAGAGAAAAGGAAAUAAUUAGAACAUAGGACAUGAUGGAUAAUUCCUCAUGUUCUGAAUAUUGGCCUGAGACUGAAACUGAAACUCAUUUUCAUCAUUUCCAAGAAGUUGCUGCUGCUUCACCUUUUGUACUUCCAUUGGUUCCAAAUUCUUGUGAUGAUACCUCCUUUCAACUUUAUGAAAACCCUUGUUAUUGGUCCCAACAGUUUGAAGAAGAUACAAGUGCAAGUGCUUCUAGGAGCCAUAGUGAAGCUGAGAAAAGACGCAGAGACAGAAUUAAUGCUCAGCUUUCCACUCUUAGAAAACUCAUUCCCAGCUCUGAAAAGAUGGAUAAGGCAGCUCUACUUAGAAGUGUAGUUGAGCACGUUAAAGAUUUAAAAGGAAGAGCAAAGGAAAUCAGCAAGGUAGUGAACACUCCAACUGACAUUGAUGAAGUAAUAAUUGAGCAUUUAGAUGAGGAUGAAAAUUCAAGCAAUAGUAUAAUUCUCAAGGUUUGUCUAUGUUGUGAUGAUCGACCUGAUUUGUUCUCAGAGCUAAACAGGGCACUUAACAACCUCAAACUAACAACUGAGGAGGCUAAUAUAACUAGUUUGGGCGGCAGAAUUAAGUGCGUUUUCGUGCUUAAGUCCGUUAAUGGUGUUUGCUUGAAUUCACUUAAACACUCUCUUAGUAGAAUUGCUAUUUCCCCUUCUACAUCCAAUUAUCACAUCAAAAGUAAGAGGCAGAGAUUCUUCUUGCCUGCUAAUUUUUCUUAAUUCUUUUUAUUUUAAUCCCCGGUCUUACAUAUUGAGCUUCCAAAGAGGUGUUUGAUUGAGCAGCUCAAUCACGCCUCAUCAUCCUAGUAGGUGUCUGUGCCAUUGGACCAGCUAAACUUGUUUUGAUCUAGUGUGUGUCCGUGCACUACUCUUGGACUCGCUCAGCAGCUCUCUGUUUUUUUUUUUUAAACAGGUCUAUUUAUUUAAAUUUGUUGCCAAUUUUCAUAUUCAAUAUGGUAUUUGUCUGAGAAAGUACACAUCAUGUCCUUUAAUCUUGAUAGCCAAGUGAAUCAUCUUUUUUUUUUCUUUUUUUUUUUUUACCUGAGUAUUCAAUAUAGUAGGUGCAGUAUCCUAGUUCCCAGUUUCCACCA
This is a messenger RNA of Nicotiana tabacum (common tobacco), 1125 nucleotides long. RefSeq names its product transcription factor bHLH51. Gene Ontology annotation, molecular function: DNA-binding transcription factor activity; protein dimerization activity. Gene Ontology annotation, biological process: regulation of DNA-templated transcription. NCBI's taxonomy places the organism in Eukaryota, Viridiplantae, Streptophyta, Magnoliopsida, Solanales, Solanaceae. The record is from RefSeq and is a predicted model, not a curated record.